GAGGCUGUUCUCAUGCCAGUAAAGAAGUUCCACGACCAGUUAGAAAAACAUGUCUGAACCAAAUCAACUUCAGCUUCAAGUCGAAGGGCUUGGUAAUUUAAUGCAGACACUAAAAGAACAUGAAGGAAAGAGGAGAAUAAUUAUGUUUAUCGGCGCAAUGAAUGAGAAUGGCGAGAGCUGGUGCCCUGAUUGUCGCGACGCUGAGCCAGUUGUAGAAGCUGCUUUGAAAAAGGCCCCAUCCGACAUUGUCUUCAUCCUGUCUAUUGUUGGUGACAAGCCAGAGUGGAAAUCGCCUGAUAACGAAUUCAGAACAAAUCCUGAAUUCAAACUGAAAGAAAUUCCAACAAUCGUGGAUUAUGGCACGGAUAAAAGACUUGGUUGUGAAGAUUGCAAAAACUCAGAGAUAGUGGACAAAUUCUUUACAGAAUGACAAAAAAAAUGUCUUUGUACUUCACUCAAAGCUGUCACACCAUGAAUUACUCUAUGCAGUGUGCCCUUUGACUCUGUUUGUGUCUGGUAAUUAGUUGUGAAAUGUGCCAUGCUCUUAUAACAAGUCACACUCAGAUUUCUUCAACUUUAAUUUUGCUUGACUUAAAUGCGUAGUCAAAAAAAUAAUUUAAUUCAUUUAUAACAAUUAAUAUAAAAGGUAUAGGUCUUGCAAGUUUAAGAGAUAGGAACAAAUGUGACUUAUUCUUCAGUAAUAAAAAAAUAGUUUUCAUUCAUUGAAACAUUUUUUUAUCAAUUUUAAACAUAACUUAUGUAUAAGAAGACUUUGCCUCUAAUUUGCUGUGAAUAUGGACCCUUUCUCUUCCAGCAGUGACCAAGAAGUCAUUUCUCCCAAGAAUACCAAUAGAUAAUAAAUGAGAUAGGUGGUGAGAAUAUAGAAAAAUAUCAACUACAGUGAGGAGAAUUACUAUCUUGGUAGUUGAAAGGUUAAAACAGUGGAUGAUUCCCAGAGGUAGAAAAAAAUUGAAUGUAUUUUUACUUAAAUUGCCUGUCACAUUUUGCAGCUAAUGAUAAAAAGAGAUUAUUUUGAGUAUGGUUGUCUUUAAAUUACAGUGUUUGUUAAACUUACCAUCUUAAUAUGUUAAAAACAAAGAAUAGAUAGGGAUAAUUACAAAUUUUAGAUUUAUUUUUCUUGUUUUGAUUUUAUUUUUGGUAAUAUUAGAGGCUCUAUGGUUUUCAACCACAUGUGCCAUGAAUGUUUCACCUAAAAGCAGUUGACAACAGUUAAUAAAUCUUUGGAGAGAUGUAACUACA
Stylophora pistillata is the source of this 1260-nucleotide messenger RNA. Its product is annotated as thioredoxin domain-containing protein 17. Gene Ontology annotation, molecular function: protein-disulfide reductase [NAD(P)H] activity. Gene Ontology annotation, cellular component: cytosol. NCBI's taxonomy places the organism in Eukaryota, Metazoa, Cnidaria, Anthozoa, Scleractinia, Pocilloporidae. The record is from RefSeq and is a predicted model, not a curated record.